AUGGAAGAUGCCUACUAUGAAGAGGAAAUGGGUGCCGUAGUUAACAAUAUGCUUUCGGAGGCCCACAUGCUAGGUGAAGGAAUUGUUGGCCAAGCUGCUUCCACUGGAAAACACCAAUGGAUUUUCUCAGAUGCUAGUGGAGGAGGCUGGAAUUCUGCUGCUUCUAUUGGAGGUCAAGACAUAUUCCAGGAUGAUUCUGAAAUUCAUCGCCAAUUUUCUUCUGGAAUAGAGACAAUUGCAGUAAUCUCCGUGGAAUCGCGAGGAGUGGUACAAUUUGGAUCCACCCAGAAGAUUUUGGAGAGAGAGGAAUUUUUGGAUCAAUCAAAAAGAUUGUUUGCUGAGAUGGAAAAUGUUGAUGGGCUUACUUCGAAGGCCAACUCGCCUUUAUCUUUGAACUGUGAAAGUUAUGAUCUAAAUGAGUGGUUUGAUUCCUUCUGCAAUGGGAAUAUCACGCCCAUGCUUGGUGGCAACUGCAAUGAGCUGAUGGAAAUAGCUUGUUCUUCGAUGAAUUUUACUCAGUCCUCAGCUUUCAUAUCAGAUGUUGAACAAGAUAGGAUUAGCCCUUUAUGCCUGGAUUCAUCUCAUCCUACUAACCAAUUGAAGACAGAUGUCACCACUGAAGCUCAAAUGAUAUUGUCUAGUAAUCCUAGCACUCAGUUCCAACAGACACAAUCUCCUUCAUCCAUGAACAAAACAACUGCCCAAACUCCUUGUACUAGUACAUGGAGCAAUGGGGGCUCUAAUUUGACUCCAUGUGAGUCAAAGUUCCGAUCUGAAAUGUUGGUCCAGGACUCUCUAACUGUGUUGUCUACUGAAAGAUCAAAGAGCAACCAGCAUUCAGCUCCAUCAAUUCACGUUACUGAAGAACUUCUUUCAGAAAGAGAAACGAACCUAAACAGAUUCCCUUUAGAGUUCAACUCAUAUGGUUUUACGACAGAUCUGCCCAAACCUUGUGUAAUAGAUAACAUUCUCGAGUGGUUUGCCCCUUCACCAGAGCAUAGCAUCAGUGGAACUGCAGCCAUGAUGGAUGGGAAUCUUUCACAAUCUGAAGGGGUCACUUCAACAUCAUCAGGUCUGAUUAGGGAUCUCUUAGUUGACAUUCCAUUCAAACAACCGGCUACUUCACUUCAAAGUUCUGUCACUGAAACAUAUUUUUCCAGUGGAAAAGAGAAGUCUGUGAGCGUCAUCGGUGCUGAAAAUGAUCUGUUUGAAGGUUUGGGAUUAGUAUUUGAGAGUGGACAAGCUGGGAAUUGCUGGGAAGAUAUGAUGAUGCCAGCAGCGAGUGGUUGUCACAUAACUGCCAGCACUGGUGUUUCAGAAUGCAUCUCAGAGUUGGAUGUUGGUUCCAAGGUUGGCCCUCGAAAAGGAUUGUUCUCAGAAUUAGGACUCGAAGAGCUUUUAGAUAGUGUUAGUAAUUCUAAUCAUGUUAAAAAGUCUUGCAUUGAUGAUCAAUUAUCAAAUGCUAAGAGAAGAAGAGAGGAAAAUUCAUCAGUCAGUAGCAAUCAACUUCAGUUAAUGAAUGAUUCUUGCCCUACCAGCAGCAGGAUGAUGCAGCCUGCAUAUAAUUUGGACAAGACAAAAAAUCUUUCGUCAAAACAAGAGGUGUUCCCAAGAUCGCAAGUAAGCUUGUGGAUUGAUGAUAGCUAUAGCGUCAAUACUGGAAGUUCUGGUUUAAGGAAACCUAAGAAACCUGAGGAACCUGCAAAGCCCACCAAGAAAAGAGCCAGACCUGGGGAAAGUACUCGACCUAGGCCAAAAGACCGUCAGCAGAUACAAGACCGUAUCAAAGAGUUGAAACAGAUCAUUCCUGAUGGUGCAAAGUGUAGCAUUGAUGCUCUGUUGGAUCGCACCAUCAAACACAUGUUAUUCUUGCAAAGUGUGACCAAAUAUGCAGAAAAACUUAAACAAGCUGACGAGCCAAAGUUGAUCGGCCAAGAGAAUAGACUGCUUCUUAAAGAUAACAGCACAAGCAGUGGUGGUGCUACAUGGGCAUUGGAAGUUGCAGAUCAAUCAAUGGUUUGCCCAAUCAUAGUUGAGGACCUCAGUCAACCUGGCCUAAUGCUUAUAGAGAUGCUUUGUGAGGAUCGGGGAUUCUUUCUUGAGAUAGCAGACGUAAUUAAGGGCUUUGGUUUGAAUAUAUUGAAGGGGAUGAUGGAAAGUCGAGAGGAUAAGAUCUGGGCGCGUUUCAUUGUUGAGGCAAAUGUCCACACAACAAGGGUGGAAGUAUUUUGGUCCCUUCUCCAGCUUUUAGAACGAACAGGUACUAGUGUGAUGGAUUCAACAAGUCAGCCUAGUAAGUCCAUGCAUGGGAGGAUUCCUGAGUUAAACACACCCCUCAUUUCUUGGGAUAUUGCUGUGAUUGGUGUUCUGAGUUCAAGAACCAAUACUGAAGUGGGAAAGAAGAUUUUCCGUUCCAUUUUGAUUCCCCUGGAAAUGGAAGCGAAAUGUGAACAUGGUUGA
This is a messenger RNA of Dovyalis caffra, 2460 nucleotides long. The record is from the annotation of a GenBank genome assembly. Lineage: Eukaryota; Viridiplantae; Streptophyta; Magnoliopsida; Malpighiales; Salicaceae.